AUGCCAGCUUGCGCGCCAGAGUAUAGCCGCCUCGCGCGACAGCACAACGAACUUGUGUUACCUCCCCGAGUCAAACGAUGCCCUCACCAACCACCUCCAUUUACGACCCUCAGGCGCUCGUUUUCUUCGACAUUUUCACUAAUACCAGAGGAACGCGCUGUGUCGCCUGAAAGACCACCACAGCUACCCAGGCUCCUGCGCAUAAUCACCUGGUUUCCACGCCUGUGUCUGCGGCCGUUGUUCGCCUUGCUGAGCAUCAUCACGCAUCCCGCUUGGAAGCAAAUACUCGUGGUCUUACCUACUUUAUGGAUUGCAGCAUCGCUAUUCAUCUUCUGGAAGUGUGUUCAGUGUCCCAUUGGAGUUUUUAAAGUGCUCGCACGCGCCAUCUCCAAAGAUUCGAAGAAACAACGUACCGUAUUGAUUAGUGGAGGCAGUUCGAUACAAGCGUUACAUUUAGCGAGAAACUUCCACUCCGCCGGAGCGAGGGUUGUCGCAUUCGAAAUAGAAGGGCACUUUGCUCUACUAAAAUAUUCAGCAGCAGUCAACAGAUUUUAUACAGUGCCGAGACCUAACCCUGCGGAUCCACUGGCAUACGCGCGUGCCCUAAAAGAAAUUGCGGAAAGGGAAGCUGUGGUGUUCUACGUACCAGUGAAUUCAACAACGCCGGCCUACUAUGACGCUUUAGCUAAGCCGCACCUAGAAGUGAUAGGAUGUCAGUGCUUCGUGCCAAGUGCUCGCGAUGUUGUAGUUUUGGAUGACCCACUUGAGUUAAUUCGAGUGAGUCGGGCAGCUGGGCUUUCCACGCCGCAGUUCUGGGUCGUGGCAAGCGAAGAUGAUGUCAGGGCUUGGUAUGAAAGCGGUGCUUCGAAAGAAGGGCGACAUUUUAUUGCAAGUGCUGGUACUCGGGGUGCAAGAGACCGUCUGCGAUUUGUCAUGCCUGAAGAGAAAACUCAAUUUAAGUUUCCGCGUGAAAUUAGCGCUGAAAAGCCUUGGGUUAUUGUAAGAGAACCAAAGGGAGAGAAGAUUAUAACUUGCACUACUUUAAAGGAAUCUCGCGCGGUCAAUAACGUGAUCUGCCGCGUUGAAUCUUCAAAGAAAGGUUUAGUGCCCCAAAAAGAUAAAGAAGCUGACGCUUGGGUGCAGAGAUUUGUAUCCCGUCUCUCUCCUUCUAGACCCAUGACGGGCCAUGUAUCAUUUAGAUUGGUACGCGAAGAAAAUAUAAUGAAUGGUCAGGGAAAUAGAUUGGUGGCUAUUGGAGCGCGAGUAGGUGUGUCGCUACCGUAUUUGUGUCAGGGGCAAACGCGCUGUGGACAUGCAGCCACUGUGGGGAAGCUCCUGAAUACGGUAUUGGACACACGCGAAGCUCUGUUUACAUACUGGGACCCAUUACCGUACUGUGCUUAUUAUCAGUCACGUUCCCCUGAGGACCGUCGGCCGCCGCCUCCAGAGCCUUGUAAGACACCGCCUAAUUUGCCUCUCUGA
Molecule: messenger RNA, 1482 nt
Organism: Parnassius mnemosyne (clouded apollo)
Lineage: Eukaryota; Metazoa; Arthropoda; Insecta; Lepidoptera; Papilionidae
Source: the annotation of a GenBank genome assembly